Messenger RNA from Carcharodon carcharias (great white shark), 3696 nucleotides. RefSeq names its product FERM, RhoGEF and pleckstrin domain protein 2 (gene farp2). Gene Ontology annotation, cellular component: cytoskeleton. The transcript is spliced from 26 exons. Gene Ontology annotation, molecular function: guanyl-nucleotide exchange factor activity; cytoskeletal protein binding. Bases 93 to 3344 code for a protein of 1083 amino acids. The record is from RefSeq and is a predicted model, not a curated record. Lineage: Eukaryota; Metazoa; Chordata; Chondrichthyes; Lamniformes; Lamnidae.
GGUGCGGUUGCCGAGGAAGAUGGCGGGCCUGGGGAGCUGGUGGUCGGAGGGGUGCUGAGGGCGGAGACUACAUCUGUUGCCUGUGGUGAGUGAUGGAAGAGAUGGAAGGAACAUAUCGAGUGUUGCAGACUCCUGGAGCUCGACUUGGAGCACAGACACAUGCAGCGAUUAGUACGUUGGAGCCGGGGCAAAGCCUCUCCAUGGCAUCGUCUCUCAAAGCUCGGGGCAGAGGGAUCCAGCUUAUGGUCCAGUUAUUGGAUGAUGUACAGGAGCAGGUUGAAGUAGAGCAAAAAGCCUAUGGUCAGGCUCUGAUGGAUGAAAUCUGCCACCGUCUCAACCUUGUCGAGAGUGAUUACUUUGGGUUGGAGUUUCGCAACAGCCGGGGGAAUGAGAUUUGGCUUGAACCUGCAAAACUUAUUGUGAAACAAGUGCGAAGACCAAAGAACACAGUGUUCAGGCUUUCUGUUAAGUUUUUCCCCCCUGAUCCUGGCCAGCUGCAGGAGGAGUAUACAAGGUACUUAUUUGCACUGCAGAUUAAACGGGACCUGGCAGAGAACAAAAUCACGUGCAAUGAUAAUACGUCCGCACUCAUCAUCUCGCAUCUCUUGCAGUCUGAAAUUGGAGAUUGUGAUGAAGCUCUGGACUUGGAGUACCUUAAGAAUAACGCACUCUUACCAAAUCAGGAGAUGUUGCAAGAAAAGAUUGUAGAGUUCCACCGGCGAAACAUAGGCCAGACUCCAGCUGAAUCAGAUUUCCAGGUAUUAGAGAUAGUUCGGAAGCUCGAAAUGUAUGGAAUUCGGUUUCACCCGGCCUCCGACAGGGAAGGGACAAAAAUUAAUCUGGCUGUCGCCCACAUGGGAGUUUUGGUGUUUCAGGGCAAUACGAAAAUUAACACCUUCAACUGGGCGAAGAUUCGGAAGCUUAGCUUCAAGAGGAAAAGAUUUCUCAUUAAGCUGCAUCCAGAAGUCCAUGAUUCAUACCAGGAUACAUUGGAAUUUCUGCUGGCUGACCGUGACCUGUGUAAGAUCUUCUGGAAGAACUGUGUUGAGUACCAUACCUUCUUCAGACUCCUGGACCAACCCAAACCAAAGGCCAAGCCUGUUUUAUUCAGUCGGGGCUCCUCCUUCAGAUACAGUGGGAGGACACAGAAGCAGCUCGUUGACUACAUGCGAGAGAGUGUGAUUAAGACUACUCCUUAUCAGAGGCGGCACAGCAGAGCACGAGUCUCAGCUCGGACUUUGAGCGCAGACGUGCCAAAACAGAGUUUAUCGUUCACUGAAGGUGUAGAGGUCCCAGGCUCUCCUUCCUCAGCUGCUGUUUGCUUUCAAUCCAUCCAAUCUGCACAUAGGACUGUUGCUGACGGUCGGCCCAUUCACCCCAAUAACAGCACCAUCCUCCUCGUCAGCAAGCACUCUGCUCAGAGAACCCCAUCAGAAGUGAAGAGGAGUGCAACGUUGGAUGAGACAUGGAAGACUUCUAAUCAGCCCUCUCCGAUCUCCUUGCAAGGUUCUGUUGCUGAAGCUGCAGGCAGCUGCAGUCGCUCCUCCUCGGGUUGUGAUGAGCAUAGUGGUUUAACUAGAGAAGACAGUGUUAGUGACGGGAGGCUCCCUCUGAGAAAUGACAAUGAUGAGGAUGACUAUACCACAGGUAGUUUAGUCGAUAGCCUGCAGCUGUCUCCUCUUGCUACAAGAAGUCCUUUGAAUGUGCUGCUUCCUGGAUCCCAGAUGUCUAAUCAAAAUUUGCCCCCUCAGUCUCUGUCGCCACUGCAGAGCCCAAUCCUUAGCGACGCAGGGAGCACCAGGGUGGAUGAUGAAGAAGAGGACCGUCGGAAGCGUUACCCAGCUGACAAGGCUUACUUCAUUGCAAAGGAAAUCCUGACCACAGAGAGGACCUAUCUGAAGGAUUUGGAAGUCAUCACUGUGUGGUUCCGUAGUGCUGUUAUCAAAGAGAGUGCAAUGCCAGAUGGACUUAUGACUUUAUUGUUUUCCAACAUUGACCCUAUUUAUGAGUUUCAUCGUGGAUUCCUGAAAGAGAUUGAACAGCGGCUAGCAGUCUGGGAAGGACGAUCCAAUGCACACGUGAAGGGAGAUUAUCAGAGAAUCGGCGAUGUCAUGCUUCAUAACAUGGGCGUCCUCAAGGAGUUUGCCAGCUUCCUACAGAAACAUGAUGAGGUUCUAACAGAACUGGAGAAAGCCACCAAGCAAUCAAAGAAACUGGAGAAUGUUUACAAAGAAUUUGAGCUGCAGAAGGUUUGUUACCUACCGCUGAAUACAUUCCUGCUGAAGCCCAUCCAAAGGCUGAUGCACUACAAACUCAUCUUGGAGAGACUCUGCAAGCACUAUCAUUCUGACCAUCGAGAUUACAGAGACUGCAGAGAUGCCCUGAAGGAAGUCAGAGAUAUGAGUGCUCAGCUUCACAGCAGUUUAAUCAGACUGGAGCAUUUUCAGAAACUCACGGAGCUGCAACGAGACCUUAUUGGCAUUGAGAAUUUGAUUCUGCCUGGGAGGGACUUCAUUCGGGAAGGCUGUCUCUAUAAACUUACCAAAAAAGGGCUGCAGCAGAGGAUGUUUUUUCUGUUUUCUGACAUGCUAUUGUACACGAGCAAAGGAGUGACAACCAGCAAUCAAUUUAAAGUACAUGGGCAGCUACCACUAUACGGAAUGAUAAUCGAGGAGAGUGAGAACGAAUGGUCUGUUCCACAUUGUUUCACCAUAUACUCUGCUCAGAGGACAAUUGUUGUAGCAGCCAGCUCCCGAGUAGAGAUGGGGAAAUGGAUAGCGGACUUGAACAUGGCCAUUGAGGUGGUGAAGAAGUCAUAUGAGAAGAGAGAGACAACUCUGGAAAGCAACAUCUGUGAUCGAUCAAACACUAUUCCUCUUUAUGCAUUUAUCCUGAUGUUCCCAGGAUCUUCAGAUGAAGUGUCACUGGAGCAGGAAUCUGAAGACGACACUCACUCCUCCCACAGCUCGUUGGACAAGCAGACCCAUCACCGUGCCAAUACCACAAUGCACGUGUGCUGGCAUCGCAACACGAGUGUCUCCAUGUUGGACCACAGUGUUGCAGUGGAGAACCAGCUCUCGGGUUACCUGCUGAGGAAGUUCAAGAACAGCAAUGGGUGGCAAAAACUUUGGGUUGUCUUCACCAACUUCUGCCUCUUCUUCUACAAGACCCACCAGGUGGAUGGAAGUUAUCAAGAGUGCAACCAGUUCACCGGGACGGAUGAUCCACCUCAGCCAGAAGGACGCAUGGUUAGGCUGAAGUGUUCGGAAUGCCAUCAUCCAGGAUCUGGAAAUUCCUUCAGGAGAAAAGUAGUACCAGGAAAACCUUUGAUUGGAGGACAUUAGGCAAAAUGGGAACUGGAUUAAAGAUCCAUAGAAAAACAGCAAAUCUAUUCAGAUCAGAAUACAACACUAACUGGGAUUAAAGUAACUGACUCAUCUCAGCUACUCAGCUAGGAGCAAACCUUGUUACCUUUCAAAGGAAAACACCAUUUAUCGUAGAGCAACAGGGAAAAAGUCACUCCCCAGUGUGAGGUUGGGUUGGGGCCAGGCUGAUUGUUUAACGUGUACUUUACAAAUGAAACCGAUUCCAUUCCUGUAUUUAAUGGUUUAAUGUUGAUUUGUCUAGGGAAAUCUAAAGCAGCAUUCAUCUUCUGCCAAAGGAAUUGCUUUCUAUGUAAUAAAUAAUUUUAGAACC